ACUACAGUAACUCUACCGUGCAAAAGCCAAGCCACGUGGUCGACAAGUCAAGUAGCAAUGGCAGAUCCACAUUCAUUCAAGAAGCUUUCACUGAAGAGGUUCCCUAAAGUAGACAAGAGGGAGAACAGAGAGGAUAACUUCUGGAAGAGAUUUCAAUAUCCAUUGGUAGCCAAGGAGAUCUCAGCCGUCUCUCAUAUUCAUUUUUCACCUGUGGCUCCUCAUGAUUUUGCCAUUACUAGCGGAUCAAGAGUACAAGUGUACAGUGGUCCCAGCAACCAGGUCAAGAAAACUAUCUCACGCUUCAACGAGGCAGCUUUCUCCGCGUGCUUCAGGCAAGAUGGGAAAUUAUUGGCAGCUGGCACUGAAGAGGGAGUUGUCAAGGUGUUUGAGAUGAACAGUCGAGCGAUACUGAGACAUUUCAAAGGUCAUAACAAGCCCACAAAGAGUGUUUGCUUCUCAGUAGACGGCCAUAAGUUGAUCUCAGGAUCAGAUGAUGCCACUGUACGUGUGUGGGACCUCACCACGGAGCAGUGCCUUGUCACCCUCAGGGGCCACGAAGACUAUGUUCACAGUCUUGCCCCUCACCCUUCAACUACUGACCUCCUUCUCUCCUCCUCGUAUGACCACACCCUCUUCCUGUGGGACCUCCGUACUCCGUCCACUCCAGUCCUAGAGUUGGACCAUGGCGCACCAGUGGAGGGGGUACUGCUGUUUCCCUCGGGGGGCACGUGUGUGUCAGCAGGGGAUAAUUACAUCAAAGUGUGGGACAUUCUGAGUGGGGGGAGACUCCUAGCCUUGUUCUCCAAUCAUCAGAAGACCAUCACGUCCAUUUGCUUUGAUGGUACGGGACAGAGAUUGCUCUCCGGUGGAUUAGACAAGCAGUUGAAGGUGUACAGUGUGGAAGACUAUCGCGUGGUGCAGAGCAUCAGUUACCCUGCCCCUAUUCUCAGUAUAGGCAUGUCGCCUUCUGAUAGUCACCUUGUGGUUGGCAUGACGACUCGGCUUCUCUCUAUCAAGCAUGCUCGUCCCAAGUCACACCAGUCAGGUCAACCCACCCCCGCACUCAAGGGGGGCACCUAUCGAUAUUUUGUCAGAGGGCGCAGCUACAAGCCUACUCCAGAAGAGUAUGUGGUAGCUGCUCCUAAGAGGAAGAAACUACAGCCUUACGACAAGUUCCUCAAGAAGUUCCAGUACAAGAACGCUCUGGAUGCUGUACUGAAGCAUCGUGGACAAGGCAAGACAGUGAUGGUGUACAGUCUGCUUCAAGAGCUAGUACGGAGAGACGGACUUACUAUAGCUCUCUCUGGAAGGAAUGAAGAAGAGUUGUACUCUAUUCUCAAGUAUCUGUCCCGUCACAUGACCAAGCCUCGCUUCAUUCCUCUCCUACUAGACGUGGGGAACAUGCUCAUAGACAUAUACUGUGGCAUGCUGUCUCAUUCUAAGACUGUCCUCGCUCUGUUCCAUGUCAUAAAGGUCAAAGUUGAUCGAGAGGUGGAAUUUCAAAAACAAGCGUUUCAACUUUUGGGGACACUGGACACCAUCCUCACUGCUACCAUGGCAACCCAUCGGCAACAAACUGCUGCAGCUAGUCUAGUACCACUAACUAACCCAACCAUUGAAGUAUCAUGCUGAAUUUAACAAUUAAUAAUCAUUAAUAAUUAUGGUGAACUCAUAAUUUUGAGCUCAUGUGACUCCA
This is a messenger RNA of Halichondria panicea, 1696 nucleotides long. Its product is annotated as U3 small nucleolar RNA-associated protein 15 homolog. Gene Ontology annotation, cellular component: nucleolus. Lineage: Eukaryota; Metazoa; Porifera; Demospongiae; Suberitida; Halichondriidae. Gene Ontology annotation, biological process: positive regulation of transcription by RNA polymerase I; rRNA processing. The coding region runs from base 58 to 1632 and encodes 524 amino acids. Gene Ontology annotation, molecular function: protein binding. The transcript is spliced from 11 exons. The record is from RefSeq and is a predicted model, not a curated record.